GUUCACUCAGCGAGUCGAACACCAAAUCCUCGAGCCUCCGUGAAAAAUUCAGAGAAGAAGGAAAGAAGAAAGCGUCGAUUUCAUAGAAAUGGCGGACCCGGCGCUCUACCACGAGACCCAACCCAUAAACCAGAACGUUGUCGACUACACGCCCGAGGCGUGCACCCACUGCCCGGAAACCAAUUCCAUCACCUUGACUUAUUACCACCGUGGCGACGCUCGUUGGCGGAGCACCAACCGUUUCCUCUACUGUUUAUGUCACCUAGCUUUAAUUUAUUCCUUGCUUUGUUUUCAAAGAAUGAUUCCCGUCAUGUCCAAUCCAUCUGGGCUGAUCCUUCUUUUUAUGUCCACCAUAAUGCAGAUCUCUUCUCUGGAAGGAAACAAAUCCCAGGACGAGGUCGACUUCGAGUUCGUCGGAAAGGACGAGACCGUCGUCCAGACCAACUACUACACCGCAGGGAGCGGCAACAGAGAGCAGAUCCACGACCUAGGGUUCGAUUGCUCGGAUUGGUUUCACGAGUAUAUCAUGAAGUGACCCCAACAACCAAACUAGCUCCCAAUUCCCAUCCCUAGCUCCACCCGCCGCCGACGCCGUCCCCGCCGCUCCACGACCAUAAUCACCUAUAGACAGUCAGCUCCCUUUCAAUUUGUAAUUAUAAUAAUAUUUUUAUUUUUUA
Linum trigynum is the source of this 677-nucleotide messenger RNA. The record is from the annotation of a GenBank genome assembly. NCBI's taxonomy places the organism in Eukaryota, Viridiplantae, Streptophyta, Magnoliopsida, Malpighiales, Linaceae.